Molecule: messenger RNA, 207 nt
Organism: Brenthis ino (lesser marbled fritillary)
Lineage: Eukaryota; Metazoa; Arthropoda; Insecta; Lepidoptera; Nymphalidae
Source: the annotation of a GenBank genome assembly
AUGGACAGUCAUCCUGGCGCCGCGCCGGUAGCACCUGCUAGGUGUCUCAAGGCCAGAGCUCCGUCCUGUGUAUUCAAAUUGUUUUCGUCUAAUUUAAGCUCUUUUAUCGUGGCUAAAGCGUUAGUAGUAAAUAUGUUGGGUGGCUUGCUCAUCACACAAAUGAAUGCCCCCGGUGGGACUCGAACCCGCGACCGCUGGCACAGUAAG